Molecule: messenger RNA, 903 nt
Organism: Durusdinium trenchii
Lineage: Eukaryota; Dinophyceae; Suessiales; Symbiodiniaceae
Source: the annotation of a GenBank genome assembly
AUGAUAUCAGGUGACCUGAGGAUCCAAUCCGCGCUCGCCCCUGUGGCCAUUUUUCUCAGCGGCGACCCAUCAACGCGAGCUUGUGGGGCCGCGGGCGAGGCGGCCAUGUCCAAAAUCUCCGCAGCUGCUUUGUUGCAGCUGGCGGAUCAGUUCGACCGCCAAAAGAAGUUCCGGCGUCGCCGGAUCGACAAAGCACUGGGGAGGAUUCCGAAGGGUCAAGACUCUCCCUUUGGCGAUUUCCCGGAGGACUAUGACAGGCCCACGCCUUUGGCCCCGCUCUCAGCGCGGGGGCGCCUUACGCAGACGGCGCCCGUGCCAGACCUCUCUUCCUCAAUGGCGGCGGCGGAAGCACGGGGCAGGUCUGCGCGCACCAUGGCCGUGGCACCUAAGUCAGCACGAGGCCAUGGGCCCUAUGGCCCCCAUGGGCCCAACAAGAUGGCCGUCACACUUGCAGCCCUCAGAGAUGAGGUGCAGAAGCAGGCGGACACCUUGAGCCCCCGCAGCACCAGUCCGCGCUCUCCAGUGGCCAGAGCUGUGCCCAGCCCCAAGCCACAGGUGGUACCUUCACCGCCCAAGGCUGGAGCCUUCAGGCGCCGGGCCAUCAAGCCCUCCGAGUUCCGCCGCUUCUACGACCGGGGCGACCUGCCGAUCCAGGUGCAACACACUGGCACGCAGAACAAGAUUGCGUGGAAGGUGGACAUCGAGAAGCUGGAUUAUCACCACUACCUGCCGAUCUUUUUUGAUGGGCUGCGAGAGAAGGAGGAUCCGUACCGCUUUUUGGCUGUUGAGGGCGUCUUCAACCUCCUAGAGCGUGGCAGUAGCAAGGCCGAGGGUGUGGCUGCCAGAUGCUGUUUUGCACCGGCCGUCGACGGAACCUUUUGUGAAAAGAGCACUAGUCACUAG